UGUCACCGGCCCUCUGCACGCGCACCGGUGCUCGCAUCGCCUGCUCGGCUCGUCGGCGGCUCAGUGUUCGCAUUCUCAUCUACAUCAGCACAUCACCGCCGUUACUGCGGUUCGUCACCACCGUCCAGUUCCUGUGGCAUUCAAGCCCAACAACAGAACCUUGGACGCCAAUCGCACGGCACGAGGGUGGACAUAGAAGAAGACACGGCGGUUUUCAGAUGCAUACGGAAGGGAACGCGUGGCACAUGAUGGAUUCUUCGUUUUUUUAUCGCCAUUUCUGCUAGCACAAUAUUCCAUCGCCAGUUCUAUCGGCAUCACGCGACUCCGCCCGGAUCUCGACCGGCCGGCGGCCGCCGUGGUCAACGAACGAGGGCCAGGCGGCCAGGCAGCCAUGGCGUCCGAGGUAGCCGGCCUCGCCGUGGUCUCGGCCGCGGCGGCUGGGGCCCUCUCCUACGCGCGACUCGCUACCGCGCGCUUGAGCUCCGGGAUCCCCCGCCUCGCGGCGCUCCUCCCGGUGCUCCUCCUCCUCCCCGUCCUCCCCUUCGCCUUCGCCUCCAUCCACCUCCGCACCAUCUCCGCCUUCUUCCUCGUCUGGCUCUGCGGCUUCAAGCUCCUCCUCCUCGCCGCCGGCCACGGGCCGCUCCACCCCGCCCUCCCGCUCGGGCGCUUCGUCGCGUGCGCCGCGCUGCACGUCAAGGUCCGGCACGAGCAGCAGCAGCAUCGGCCGUCCCGCGCUCUCCCUUCCGGAUUCCUGAUGUCCUACGCAGCCAAGGCGGCGCUCUUCGCGGCGCUCGUCUCCGCCCGGCGCUACAGGGCGCGGAUGCCAGCGUACGCCGUGCCCGUGUUCGACGACGCGCACGUGUACCUGAUGCUCGAGCUCUUCCUCGCGUCCGCCGCGGCGCUCGCCCGCGCGCUGCUGGGCGCCGAGCUGGAGCCGCAGUUCGACCGGCCCUACCUCGCCUCCUCCCUCGGCGACUUCUGGGGCCGCCGGUGGAACCUCAUGGUCCCGGGCGUCCUCCGGCCCUGCGUGUACCGCCCCGUGCGCGCCCGCCUCGGCGCCACCGCGGGCGUGCUCGCGGCGUUCCUCGUGUCCGGGGCCAUGCACGAGGUCAUGUUCUACUACAUCACGCUCGAGGCCGGGACCGGGGAGGUGACCGCGUUCUUCGCGCUGCACGGCGCGUGCGCGGUGGCCGAGCGGUGGUGGCAGGGCAGAGGGCGUUGGCGGCCGCUCGCGCCUCCCCAUCCCCUUCCCCUCGCGGAGCAUGACGGCGGCGCUGCGCGUCGCGGAGGAGGGCGGGGUGCGGCGCUGCGCGGAGCAUGGCAGGGCGGACGCGCCGCGGCGAGGCAGCCGCGGUGUGGCGGGGCUGCUGCGGGCGGGCGGACGCGGCAAGGAAGGGGCAAGUGCGGCGGCCCGCACUCGACCCGCCCUGCAUGCGCGGUGGCCGCCGGAGGUGGAGGAUCCCCACGGCCAGGCCCCCUCCUCCCUUGCGCCUGCGCAUCCUCCUCCUCGCGGCGGCGGCGGCGGACGCCUCUCCCCCCCCUCUCUCUCGGCGCGAGGCCGUUGGACGGUGCGGGGCCCGCGCCACGCUGGCCGGUAGCGCAGCUUCUGUAUUGCGCUGGGCAUGGCGGACGGGACUCUCGUCCGCAACGCUUGCUGAUGGAAUAGAGAGCCCCGCUGCAGCAAAAUUUUUCUCUAUCCCAUACUCAAGGACGGGAUACAGAUCCCAGUGCGGAGAGCCUAAAGAUGGCAACUGGUCGGGUUCGGAUCGGAUCGAGUCUCCAUGCACCCAAAAUCGAAACUCGAAAUCAAAACCUGAACUCGAACCCGAAACCGAUUCGGGUGGAAAUUCAUCACCAAAAUCAAAUCCGCGGAUACCCGAAACUCAAAUGGAUACCCGAAACCCACGGAUAAAUAUACACAUAUUCACAUGUAUAAAUAAGAGGCAACAAAUAAUAAAUAUUUUUAUGAGUCAACUUUCAAUAAAUUUAAUAAUUUAAGUAAACAAGUUAUCACUAAUGUAUUAUAAAACAUGAGUUUUAAUUGCAAAUGAUUUAUUUCAGAUAUCUAUUGGAUAUCCACGGGUGGAAACCAAAACCCGAAACUAAACCCAAACCCCAACCUGAAAACUGUGGGUGAAAAACCAACACCAAACCCGAAAAACCGAAACCCGUGGAUACCCACACUGAACCCGAUCCGCUGCCAUCUCUAAAAGAGGCAGACCUGAUAACGGGCCAUCUGACCCGAUAAAUCCGAUUCAACCCGUCCAGAAAAAAUUCAAUCCGAUCCAAACAAGUGACGGGUUAAAUACGGGCUGAAAUAUUUAACUCGCAAGUGAAAAAAGCCAAUUAAACUCGAAAAUUGCACACAAAAUUGCGGACCAACCCGAUCCAACCCGACUUGACCAUGUUAUGCGUUAGGUAUAGGCCAACAUAUUUUUAUUCCAAACUCGAAGUGACCGAUCCGAACGUGAUCCGACCCGAUAGAUGAUAGGAAAAUGAUAGGAUAGGGUGCGGAGAGAAUGGG
Messenger RNA from Panicum virgatum (switchgrass), 2524 nucleotides. RefSeq names its product probable long-chain-alcohol O-fatty-acyltransferase 5. The record is from RefSeq and is a predicted model, not a curated record. Lineage: Eukaryota; Viridiplantae; Streptophyta; Magnoliopsida; Poales; Poaceae. The transcript has a single exon. Bases 392 to 1666 code for a protein of 424 amino acids. Gene Ontology annotation, biological process: lipid metabolic process.